AUGGGAACUUGUUAAUCUUAAAAACAUACUAGUAAUCCUGUCCAAAAAAAAGAUUAGACUACUAUCAGUUCCUAAUUUACAACCAUUAGGGAAUUGAUUCACUUUUUCGAUUAGAUUAGUUUAGAAAAAUUAAAUUUCCCAGAUUUAUCAGCUUUUUUAUCAAAGCAUAUAGACAAAAAUAGAAUUGUAAACGAGGGUAAAACUUGGGUAGCCAUUAAUGAAGUUAAAACUAUUUUAAACAACAAAACUAUUAUUUUGAUAAGGAACUUUAAUCCAGAAACUGAUGCAGCCAUUCAAUUAAUUUAUUUGCUGAAACAAUUAAUAGAAGUCUCCAUGGGAGCUUAAGAACUAUAAAUUAGCUUCAAUGAAAAUGCCGUCGAGCUUUUUCAUUACUAUCAAGCUCAACUCGUCUAAGUCUCCAUUGAAGUAUUAUUAGCAGUUAAUACAUUAAUAAAAAAAUAGGAGUAAUGGUGGAAAGAUAGUUAUUUCAGUUGGCGCAGCAGUUACAUUUAAUCCAUGUUUAAAAUUAAAUAGCCUACAGUAGAAAAGAUUGAUCUAAUUUAGCCAUUUUACGAAUUUAUCGCCUUGUUAAAACAAUGUGCUAAGCAAAUCUGUAAUCAACAAAAGUCCCCAGAUCUAAUCGAAAUCGACAUUAAAGCGCAAUAAGAAGUCUUAGAAUAAUUCUACAGCUAGAUUAGAACGGGCUUUUUAUAAAAUUGUUCAACACAUUAUGAAAGCAUUAAUUGGGAGCGGCAAAAUGCUUCAAAAUCAAUAGGGUAAAAGCUCUAAUUUUAUAAUCUCUAUAUAAAAAAGUAAAACUAUACUGCUUGA
Paramecium tetraurelia is the source of this 831-nucleotide messenger RNA. RefSeq lists its product as uncharacterized. The record is from RefSeq and is a predicted model, not a curated record. The transcript has 2 exons. Lineage: Eukaryota; Ciliophora; Oligohymenophorea; Peniculida; Parameciidae.